Molecule: messenger RNA, 3410 nt
Organism: Petromyzon marinus (sea lamprey)
Lineage: Eukaryota; Metazoa; Chordata; Hyperoartia; Petromyzontiformes; Petromyzontidae
Product: beta-1,4-galactosyltransferase galt-1-like
Cellular component (GO): cytoplasm
Molecular function (GO): glycosyltransferase activity
Source: RefSeq, a predicted model, not a curated record
CCCACCUCACCCACCCACCCAACUUCAUGCGUAACCAGGCGAAUGCAAAUUUCCGUGAGUGACUACACGAUCUGAGAACAGCCGCAGGACCGAUAUCGUCGCUUCGCAUGUGUAAGAACCCUGUCAAAUCCUAAGGACAAACAAUAAUCGCUCUUGCCACUCCGCCAUGGAGGGUAAAAGGAAGUGGAAACUGUUGGUGCCAUUUAUUAUCAUCAUCUUCUUCAUCUUGGGUUUCACAUCCCGAUUCCAGGUUGGACAUCUUGGCUUCCUGCACUUGCCCCAGGUGACCCAGCUCAGCCCAGAGCUUCACCCAAAAAGUCCCACGUGUGCUCCUGACACGUACCGAGAAUCCAUGCCAGACGUGCGAUUCCACAGGGUUGGCUCCACAAAGAUUCUCGCAUUCUCGGCAUACCUGGAUGUUCGCGAAGACAGCCACGACCUGAUCCGCGUCUUCGCCCUGGCCCCGACCAGAACGCUGGAUGAGCACGUGGCAAUUGCCUGCAGGAUGGUCUACUGGCAAGAGGAGCCUUCGCCGCGGUGCGCCAAUGUGAGUGCGGAGGCCACCAUGCUGAGCAACCACUACUCCUUCGAGUACGCCGUCUUCAACUUCCUGUGCCGCAUUCCCAAAGGAGUAACUCCUCCGAGUCAUGUUGUUCUAGUGGUCAUGGGGCAAGACGAUGACACCUCUACCUCCACCUCCUCGGUGCUGAUGCCUGUGCAGAACCGCGAGCCCUCUCUGCCUGAGCAGCACUUUGGCGUAUGCCUUCCCGCCUUCUUCAACAGCUUUAACAACGUGCUGCUGUUUGUGCAGAGCAUGGAGUGUUACCGGCUGCUGGGAGCUAGCUUUGUCACCGUCUACAACUCAAGUGUGAGCCCACAGAUGGAUGCAGUGCUGCGCCAUUACAUGCGCUCAGGCUUCGUGAACGUGCUGCAGUGGCCCAUCACUGACUUCCUAAAACCGUCCACUGGUUGGAACAUCAAUGUCGACCCGGGCGAUUUGCACUACUACGGGCAGAUUGCUACCAUGAACGACUGCAUGUACAGGAACAUGUACCGGGCGCGGUACUUGACUAUGCAUGACGUGGAUGAGAUUGUAGUUCCCAGGAAGUGGUACAACUGGACCCAGAUGAUGGAGGAAUUGGACGAGCCCACAAUAUCCGCAUACUACUUCCGCAUGCACAACUUCCCUGUGGUGGAGACGGCUUUGUGGACCUCGCGCUCCGGCUACCGAGCCCAAGGCACCAACAUCCUGGAUCACGUGGUGAAGGUUACCUACCCCCCCAAUGAGUUGGCCAGCAAGACGAUCGUGCAGCCAAGGGGUGUCCAGUUUCACGAUGUCCACCAGGUCCUAGCUCUCAGGCCAGGCUAUGGAAUCAAGAGAGUGCAGGAUUCCGAGGCUGUGGUGCAGCACUACAAGUCGUGGAAGAAGAUAUGGAACUACCCCAGUAGCUCCGAGCUGAUACAAGACACGAACCUGCUCAAGUACUCCGAGGUGAUUGAGAAGAGGGCAAAGCAGGUGCUGGACACCCUGGGGAAACUUUGAACAAAGUGCAUGAUGGAAAGAGUGAGGUCACUGGGGAAUUCAGGGAAAAUAACAACGCCGGGUUUGAAGGAAUAUAUGCAUAUGCAAGUGAAACAACAAAUAAAGGCAAAAUAUAAAUUUAUUUUAUCAGGUAAAGUCCACUGAGCUGUAUAGAUCUUUGUCAGAAGGAACCUGGCUAUCACAAAUAAAAGCUCAACGAAGUGGCUUAUUACGUUGAAAUUUAUAGCAACCAAAUAUUCAAAAUGCAUGUUUCUAAAACUUGGUGGACUUGGUGAAAAAUCCAGAUGAUCACGGGCAGCACAUGCAAACUCCAAAUAUACAGCAGGCAUCAGGGUCGGGAUCGAACCCACAAAACCCUGCAUAUCAGGUGAGGUCGUCAACAUCUUGCCACCUAGGCACUGUAAUACGAAAGUACAGGUACUCCUUUACAUACAAACGAGUUAGGUUCCAGAGGUUUGUUCGUAAGUUGAUUUUUUUGUAAGUCCAAUUUUACUCCUGUUAAUUUCAAACAUGUUAUACGGCAUGUAAACUAAACACGGGGAAUGGCUUUUAAAUUUGUAUACUCUCUUGUAGAUGUAGAUGCCACUGUUUUUUAUGUUCUGCAGAUGUAGAUGCCACCACCAUCUAUUGCACGGCGGUUGAACUUAUGACUCUGAAAUUUUGUUAGUAGAAUGUUUGCGUGGUGAUGCCUGAAGGGGCGUUUUUUGCCCCAAUAUCGUCUUGUGGAUUGUAAAUCGAGGAUAAUUUUAUGGAUUCUCCUUAGUCGAUCCAGCAGUCAUCUUAAAGUCGAUCGGGCAGCCUUCAUGAAAAAAAAUAGUUUUAAUGUUAGACUAGUUCAUUAUUAUACUUUGGGUCUUUCGCCAGGGCAAAGGUUUUCAAUAAAUCUUAUAAAUCACCUGAAGUGAUUUUUUUACAAUGUGGAUCUACAUACAUGGCUAUUAAUUAAUUUAUUUAUUUACAGGUGACCCCUGAAUUAUGACCAUUCUACUUGCGACCCCCCGCUUUUACGGCAUUUCUUAUCUUAAUUAAGACUCCCACGGUAACGACCAAAACUCGUAUCUACAACCGCCUAACGACUGCUACCGACGCUGCUUUGUUAUCUUGCCGUAUGCGUAUGUACAGUAUAGCCCGACAGUCUGCAGCUGCUCCAUGAGUGAACACAACAUCUCUUUCCCAACGCCCUUCACUUUGUAAACUCUCUUCAAAUUUAGAAGUUUCGCCUUUUGCUACAUCUGGGAAUAGGAGAUGUGAUGCACAUGCAGAAAAAGUACUUACGGAUUUUCAAAUAAGUUUGUUUUUACUUAGUAAAUGUUCGUUAGGGUUAUUUCUUUUAUUUUCGUGGUUAAUUUUGGUAUUUGUAUGGUAUAUAAUGGGUUUCCAGGAACGGAACCCCAAUUUAUAACAUUGCGCCUAUGGGAAAUAAGGGUUCGACUUAUAGCGGCUCGACUUGCGACCGUUGUCCAGGAACCAAUUAGAUCAUAGGUGCGGGGUCGCUUGUAUAUAGAAUACAUUCUGCGGUUCACGGAGCAUACAAAAUGACGGUAUUUUGACGUUUUAAAAAAAUAUAUAUAUAUAAUGUCUAAUCGAUCAGACUGCUAUAUAAAGUCGCAGUGUAAAAAUGUCCGUUUUAUGCUCAUGAAGAAAUCGUAUGCUCAUGUUUGCUUUUAUAAUCGCUACGAUUCAGUGUAUUACAAUAUGCUACUUUAUAUUUUGAUUUAAAGCUUUCGUGACUGCAGUGAUUCAUAUUCUUGGUUCUUUCGGUAAAGUCACAUAGAAGGGAAACAAUGAAAUGAUACAAAUAUUUAUAUUUAACUUGAUUCAGUGAGUGUCAGAUCUUCUAUUAAAGUUAAUUUGAUUACAUACCAGA